UAGAAUUCGAAUGGACAGACGGCUUGUUCGCGCUAGCUUUGAGCCCAACCGACAAGUAUACCCAAGACCGAAUACUCUACUUCCAUCCUAUGUCAAGCUUUAGGGAGUUCCGGGUACCAACAUCAGUGGUUUGUAAUGAAACCGGCUGGGCCAUGACUAAACAUGCUUUUGAGGUUAUGGGCCAAAGCAGAGGCAAGAAUGGGCACGUUUCCGCACAUUGGAUGGAUAAAAAGGGAUCUUAUUCUACAAUAUGGUGACCAGAGACAGCAUUGGUUGUUGGGAUUCGGGCAAACCCUACAAAAGAAACAACCUCGGCGUAGUAGCUCAAAGUAGCGAGACGCUGGUGUUUCCCAACGAUAUCAAAAUCGAUCAAGAAGAACGACAAAGUGUCUGGGUAUUGUCCAACAAACUACCAUUCUAUUUAUACGAAACACUGGAUAAGAAUAAAGUAAACUUCAGGAUUAUGUCUGCUUACACAGACGAGGCCAUUGAGGGUACUAUUUGUGACCCAAAGAGCAGUUCUUUCGAUACUUACGUUGAGUAUGGUGGGGAAGAGGACUGUUAUUAACUAAUUUACAAAAUAAUGAAUUUGCCAAUGAAUACAAUGGGACCCAUUCGCUUUAUUGUCUUUGCGACCUAACAAAAAAAGAUUAAUCAAGCAUUCCAUGACAGAAAGAAACAUUCAAGUAAAUGAAUCAAAAAGUGUCGGCAAAUAUUUUUCAUCUACUUUGAAGCAUUUGUUUUUAGUGACACUUCCGAGUUUUAAGGUUUUCCUAGUUAUCAUAAGGGCACUAGAAAAGAAAAUCCUUAGGUUGGCGGAAAUUGAAGUAAUGCCGUAGUUACAAUCGAAAUGUGAAAGGGAUGUAUAGUUUGUUCAAAACUUCGACACUAUACUCAUUUGAAUACUAAAUGAGCUGCUUAAUCCCUUAUAAAUCAUUCCCAACAAAGUUCUGCGUUAAAUGGGUGAUGUCAAAAAGUACGUGUCCAGGAUCACACUUCAUCUCCAUGCGCUGUUAUGGAUCUGGCGUUUUCAAAUCGUGCAUUACUGCUUCGUCCAUAAUAACAGAAUGCUGAGAACAAUACUAUGGUGGGAUAUGUAGCAAACAACUGAGUGGUCGCAGAAUUCCUGAAGAGUCUCACACUUCGUUGCAAAACACCAACAGAGCAAUACUGUCAAGCUUCUGUGCCCGAAAGUGGCUAUGAAGGCUUUGUGUGAUUGAUAUCAAUCAAACAACUAUUCUUAGCGGCAGCUAAGCAGCGUUUUGCUUCUUGGUUGUUAGCGAAUUUGUAAAUGAAACGUCUUUACCGAUCCACUUUUUUUCUAGCCUAAGCCUGUGCAUGCCUCGGCACGCUUCACUUGGAGGUAUUCGCACUCGGCACACUUGAUCGCUAUGAGAAAGGAAUGUGGGGGAUUUUAAGAUACAUGAAAAAUUCAACUGAGUAUCGUAAUAAGUCCUUAACGAACCAUAUGCCUUCUCACGCUCUAGUGAUCCUAGUUAAUUUGGUAAUCAUUUCUUUUCAUCCAACAUUUUAACGCAACAAUAAAUUAAUUUUAGUCUUUCGCUUUUUCACAUCAUCAACAAGAAGUACUUGGAAAUUUAUCUGAUCUUAAGAAAGCCUCGAAGGUCAUGGUCAGGUACAUACGCAAGGAUAUACUUGAAUUUAAAAUUGUCCGCAAUUUCUAUUUCAGAAAUUCAAAACAGAUGUUUAGCGUUAAAAAUGAUUUUAUCUUCAAAUGACAUUUAGUCAUAGUUAACAUAAAGUUUUUUACUUUUCUAUUUCCAAUGUCAAAUGCCAAAAAUAGGUUUUUCCAUUUAAGAAAACUGUCUUGCCCUUCAAAUGAGCUUGAAGGUUAUAGUCAAGGUCAUAUUCAAGAUCACCAUUACAGUGGACCCCCGAUAAUCCGGCCCCUGUCUAACCCGGCGCCCCCUGUAAUCCGACAUGUCUUUGAAUAUGUAUUACAUACAUACGUAUUUGACAAUCUUCGCUAAUGUAGAUCACGCAGGUUUGAACAGGUUACAACUUGUACGCGCCACCGCUGUCGUGCUCGACGCGUAAGCAUUGUUCUACUUAGUUUGAAUUUGACUACUGGUGAUAGCGGUCCGGCCUAGCGUGCGUUCAUUGUUUACUAUUUAUUCAUUGUGUAUUAAGUAUAGUACCUAGUAAGUCAUCACAAACUCAGAAGCGAAAGCACAAAACAUUGACAAUUAAAGACAAAAGUGAUAUUUUUGACCGCUUAAAUCGCAAUGAAACCUUCAGUAGUUUAGCAAGUGAAUACGGCGUAGGCCGAUCUACAAUUUAUGACAUUAAAAGAAACCACGAGAAGAUCAAGAAGUUCGUGUCAACUACUGACUGCGGGCCAGGCAAGAGACAGACACUCAAGAAAGCUGAACAUCCAGAAGUGGAAGAAGCUUUGUAUAUGUGGUUUCUUCAGGAAAGAAAUAGGCAUGCACUAAUUUCAAGACCCAUGUUGGCCACGAAAGCUAAGUUUUUUUAUAAGGAAAUAACAAAAAAAGAUGAUUUUGUGGCCAGCAAAGGAUGGCUAGAACGUUUUAAAAGUCGUCAUGGCAUACGUUUAAGUACUAUAACAGGAAAUUAAGAUUUUUGCAAAAGGUGAACGAAUUAAAUCUUGACCCGUCACAAGUGUACAAUGCAGACGAAUCAGGGCUUUUUUGGUGUGUGUUGCCUAACAAUACUUUCGUUUCUUGUAACGAAAAAUCCGUACCUGGACGAAAAGUAAGUAAAGAGCGUGUAACCAUACUACCAUGUGCUAGAUGAUGGUCAUUGGGAAAUCUAAUAAACCACGGGCAUUCUAAAACGUUGAUUUACCUGUACACUAUUACGGACAAAAAAGUGCAUGGAUGACAAAAGACCUUUUCAAAAAGUGGUUUGAUGAAUGCUUCGUACCUGAAGUUACAAAAUGGUUAAAAGAUUAUAAUUUUCCUCAAAAAGCGUUGUUGCUUCUUGAUCACGCUCCCGGUCAUCCGUCUGAAGAAGAACUAACAACUGAGGAUAAAUGCAUCACUGUGAUGUUUCUUCCGCCAAAUUGCACUGCACUGAUUCAACCAAUGGACCAGAAUAAUUCUUGAUUAUUUUGGUACAUAUGUAUGUGCAUUUAUGCUUAAUUUUAUAAUAAAACGUAAGCUCUCUAUUGUUAUUUAAUUUACUAAAUUCGACAUACAUAAACUAUGUAUGAUUUGUACUUCAAAAUAAAUACAUACAUAUACAUAACAUAUAUAAUCUUACCAUUUGAUAUGUAAUUUGUCGGAUUACAAGGUACUCUUUUGUGAAAAAUUCCGGACUAUAGGGGGUCUUAGGCAGUGCUCUAUAAUCCGACAAAUUCGAUAGUCCGACACUGCCCUGUAUAAUGUUUGUCGGAUUACCGGAGGUCCACUGUAGUUAAAUAAACCUUUCAUCUUGAUUAGACAACAUUUUUUCCUUAGGAAUCGUCUGUUUCGAGGUAUUCUGUUCCUUUUCCGACUUAGGGGUUUCAUUUAGGCAAACUGCUAUGACCUUCAGAUAAGCUUGAAGGUUAUAAUCAAGGUCACCAUUAGAUAAAUCUUCACAAAUUCAUUAAACAAAAGUUUUCCUUAUGAAUCGUAUUUCAGUCCUUUCCCUACUUAGGGGCUUCAUUCAGCAAAACUGGCUUGACCUUCUAAUGAGGUUUGAGGUCGCAGUCUCAUGAAAAAAUGGCGGAAAAAUGGAAGUGGCCGGUUAUUGGGAUGCUAUGAAAAACCGUUCAUUCCAAUAAUCGGACACAAUAUCACUGGCCAUAGUCCACAUUAUCUGUUAUCUUUCGCUGACCGUCCACUGGCCGGCGGUUCGUAUUUUGGUUUGUUUAAUUCCCAGACAGAAGUUUGAUAGUCUCUAUAUUUAGAGAAAAAAAGAUUUAUAACGACCACACAUUUUGACUAGUAUGAUGAUCCAGUUAGCAGCCACUCCAAUUUGACCUCAAAAAAUUAAAAGAACAUAUUAUUAAGAUUAGAUUAUUUUGUAAAUGUUGAAUGUCUUCUGCAUAUGUAACAAGAACAGUAUUAUGACAAAUGACAAAAAUUGAGUCAUCGAUGGCAUGCUGUGUUUGACGUUCUAAUUCAGUUGUCAAUAUGACAACUGUAGAUGUAAAAUGUCACAAAUUAGUUGAUAAAUCCGGUACCAAUUUUCAGCAAGUGUAGGAUUUCAAAUAUUCAAGUUUUUAUCAAUAAUAUAACAUUGUUGUUGUAUAAUAUUUUGUGUAUAUAAAUGUUUGUAAAUAUAUUAAAUAUAAAUUAAGAUACUCUAUUAAGGAUU
Molecule: messenger RNA, 4287 nt
Organism: Acanthoscelides obtectus
Lineage: Eukaryota; Metazoa; Arthropoda; Insecta; Coleoptera; Chrysomelidae
Source: the annotation of a GenBank genome assembly